Messenger RNA from Aegilops tauschii subsp. strangulata, 786 nucleotides. RefSeq lists its product as uncharacterized. Lineage: Eukaryota; Viridiplantae; Streptophyta; Magnoliopsida; Poales; Poaceae. The record is from RefSeq and is a predicted model, not a curated record.
AUCGUACGUUUCACCGGGGAACCAUCUAUGGUCUCCAUGGCGGCGGCCAAGCUCGCCGUCCUCCUGGCCGUGGCGGCACUCUUCGCCGUGGCGGAGGCAGCGAAUCCCCAGGAAGCCCACUGCUGGCAGUGCUACUACUCCUGCAUGCAGCAGAAGUGCGGCGGCUACCGCAACCCAGCCGCCCACACAGCCGUCGACGACGGUACGGCGGCCGCCUCCGUCCCCCUCAACUCCACCGACGGCACCACAGCCGUCGUGCACCCCGCCGAUGGUGGUGCAGCCGCCCACGUCGCCGGUGGGUACGAGAGCUACUGCAAGUGCAACAAGGCGUGCAUCCUGGACUGCUACAAGGCCCUGCCGCCGGUGUGCUACCAGAUGUGCGUCUCCGAGACCUGCUCCAAGCUGCCACCAUGUAAGCAGGCGGAAUGCUACAAAGCAUGCGGGGACAAAUGCUACCACAAGCAGCCAAGCCCGGGCCCGAAGCCGCCAAGCCCGAAGCCGAACCCAGGCCCGAAGCCGCCAAGCCCGAAGCCCACUCCGCCAAAGCCCGCACCUCCGAACCACGGUGGUUCACCGAAGCCCACGCCGCCAAAGCCCACACCUCCGAACCACGGUGGUUCACCGAAGCCCACGCCGCCAACCCCGCCGAAGCGGCCGUGCCCUCCUCAUGCGCCCAAGCCCAAGCCCAAGCCCAAGCCGUGUCCGCCAAAGCCCAAGCCCAAGCCGCCAUGCCCAUGCCCGCCAGCGGCCGAUGUAUCCGCGUCGACCGACAUCAGCAACAACUGA